Anolis sagrei ordinatus is the source of this 5140-nucleotide messenger RNA. The record is from RefSeq and is a predicted model, not a curated record. Lineage: Eukaryota; Metazoa; Chordata; Lepidosauria; Squamata; Anolidae.
UGUUUCCAAAUAUGGAAUCCGGCUGUCGCUUGGGUUGUACCAAUUUAGGAAAAAGGGAGGUGGCCGGUUGGAAAGGAACAAGGAGGGAACUCAGUAGCCGCUGUCCUACUUUAGAGGGAAUAUCUACCUCGGUUUUUAUGUCUCAUUAAAACGAUAUCGCGGCUUAUUUCAACAACGGGAGGGAAUUAAAAGGCCCUAAGGGCGGUAUUUCAAAUACAGAUAACCCCCCCUCUGAGAGCGAUUGUGGUUCAGUCCGGAUAUUCCGGAAGCGGGGGAAAAUCUUGUCUUGGCGGGGGUCGCUUCCGCUUCCGUACUAGGGACCAAGCUUCGGGGCUGCUGCCGCUGCUGCUGCUUCUGUCGCCUUUGCUGCCAUGACCGCCACCCUCCGUCCCUAUCUCAAUGCCGUGCGUGCUACCCUGCAGGCUGCUAUGUGCCUGGAGAACUUCUCAUCCCAAGUGGUGGAGCGGCACAACAAGCCUGAGGUGGAAGUCAGGAGUAGCAAGGAGUUACUGUUGCAGCCAGUGAUCAUCAGCAGAAAUGAGAAAGAGAAAGUCCUCAUUGAAGGGUCCAUCAACUCUGUCCGAGUUAGCAUUGCAGUGAAGCAGGCUGAUGAGAUUGAGAAGAUCCUCUGCCACAAGUUUAUGCGCUUCAUGAUGAUGAGAGCAGAGAACUUCUUCAUUUUACGCCGGAAACCAGUGGAGGGCUAUGACAUCAGUUUCCUGAUCACAAAUUUCCAUACAGAGCAGAUGUACAAGCACAAGCUGGUGGACUUUGUCAUUCAUUUUAUGGAGGAAAUUGACAAGGAAAUAAGCGAGAUGAAGCUGUCUGUCAAUGCCAGGGCUCGCAUUGUGGCUGAGGAGUUUCUCAAGAAUUGGAAAUUGGAGUCCAAAACACCUGGAAGAACCAAGUUUGCCCAGGCCUGGUGUAGAUGCAUCCUUAAGACUCUGUACAGCCCUUGGCUGCAUCAUAGCAUACUGAUCUGGGAAUGGAAUUGGGUGGUCCCAAAGUGUAAAAUAGGAGGGAAUAGUGACACUGGAGGGAGCCAAAGGCCUGGAAUAGUAGUUGGCAGACUCAAGCCUAAUAGAAAUGCUCCAACUAAUCUUGAACGCAUACACCAGAAUUCCACUCGCCGCCAACUGUCCACUGCUCCCAAUACCAGCAGAUAUAGGUCAGAAGGAGAUCAUCUGGUAGAUGGGCACACACCACGGAGUGUCAAUGUCAGAUAUUCAUUCAAUCCAGAACGCCUUAAGCAAGCUCGACAACAUGUGGAGAAAGCAAUAAAACUGAGGAAGAUCUUCAUGGUGCAUGGCCCUUACCCUGUAAUCCGGAGACGGCUGCUUGGCAGAGGUUGGGUGGAGAAAAAAAUUCCCAGGGUGCCAAAAGCUGCUGCUAAGCGGGAGCGCAUCCCUGAUGGGGAACGUGAUGAAGAUGGUGAUGACAGUGAUAUACCAUUUGAUGAUGAGGAGGAGGAAGAGGAAGAUGAACAGCAAGAUGACCCUGAUGGUACACUUAGCCUCAUGUCCAGGUUGGUUCGCAACCAGACCCCCUACUUCAUCUGGACCAAUCGCCGUGAUGUUAUUGACUGCCGCUUCCUGCGCAAGGACCAGAUGAUGAAUCACUAUGCCAAAGCAGGCACCUUUACCACCAAGGUAGGACUGUGUCUCAACCUACGCAAUCUGCCAUGGUUUGAUCAAGCUGAUGCCGAUACCUUUUUUCCACGGUGCUACCGUCUUGGAGCAGCUGACGAAAAGCAUGCUUUUAUUGAGGAUUUCCAACUCACUGCAGCCAGGAGCCUUCUCAAACUGGUAGUGAAGCGAUAUUGGAAUAAAUCCAUUUUCACAGAAUCUUUGGAUACAAAUGAGAAUGAGCUCUUAGAUGUCCAGUUAUCUCCAGAAGGUAAAAAAUCUCCUGGCCGUAAAAGAAUCUUUCUCUCAUCCCGGCUGGUUGAGACUGCGAUCCGUGCAUGCGAGGAACACUUAGCCAGCUUGAGGCACCAGGAUAUUGACAGAGAUUUUGAGUCUCCACUGCUGAUGACAAAGACACACUGGAAAGAUUUCCUACAGGAGUACUAUCAGGUAGCCCAUGAGGAGGCAGAUAUAGUGCAGACAGGAGCCUAUGUUGAUCGGUGUGAAGGAAUCCUGGCCCGAUUGAAAAAAGUUGUCCCACAGCUGGAAAUGGAAGGUGACAGGAACAUCUGGAUUGUCAAGCCAGGAGCCAAGUCCCGGGGCAGAGGCAUUAUGUGCAUGGACCACCUGGAGGAAAUUGUGAAGCUAGUAGACUGUGACCCCAUGAUUGUCAAGGAUGGCAAAUGGGUUGUGCAGAAAUACAUUGAGACACCUCUACUCAUCUUUGGUACCAAGUUUGAUCUGCGCCAAUGGUUCCUGGUGACUGACUGGAAUCCACUUACCAUUUGGUUCUAUCGGCAGAGUUACAUCCGCUUCUCUACCCAGCCUUUUUCUCUACACAACCUGGAUACCUCCAUCCACCUGUGCAAUAACUCCAUCCAGAAGCACUUAGAAAACUCACUGAAUCGCCACGCUGGCCUUCCUCCUGACAACAUGUGGUCCUCUGACCAGUUCCAGCUCCACCUACGGCAGAUGGGGGCACCAGAGGUCUGGUCACGGGUGAUAGUACCUGGCAUGAAGACAGCAAUCAUUCACGCCAUGCAAACCUCACAGGACUUGGUGGAGUUUCGUAAAAGCAGCUUUGAGCUCUAUGGCGCAGACUUUCUGUUUGGAGAAAACUACCAGCCAUGGCUGAUUGAGAUCAAUGCCAGCCCCACCAUGGCGGCCUCCACAACUAUCACCUCCCGACUUUGUGCCAGUGUACAGGAGGACACUCUGCGUGUGGUCAUUGACCGCAAAUAUGAUCGCAACUGUAGUACAGGAAACUUUGAGCUCAUUUACAAACAGGCAGCUGUGGAAGUUCCCCAAUAUGUUGGCACCAGUCUCUUGGUAGAAGGGUCUACCGUCAAGAAGCCUCGGCAUUCCUUCCAAAGAAGCCCUGUCCCCGGUGACACCAGGAAUGGCUGCGAUACUCAGUCACCCAAGACUCCUAAGCUGGUUUUCCAGCGUGCUAAUCACAGUGUCCUUCGGGCAGCUACGCCAUGCUGGGUAACAAAAAGCAGCAAGGCUACGGAGCCAGCAUCCCCUGGGAAGGAGAACAAAGCCAAGGAGAAGGCUGCUACCAGCAAGAUCCCUGUAGCAUCUGACGCACCCAAGUUGUCCACAAAGCUAAUAACUGACCCCCGUAACCGGAAGGUACUGAUGGCCCAUAGCAUGGCAACCACCACCACCACCACCACUUUGGGAGAUGAUGUCUCACAGCCAGCCCAGCUCUGUGUCAAAUCCAGUUCUCAGAAGCUGACCACUUGCCCAGGACAAUCUGCUCUCCAUCAUACCAAGCCAUCCAAUCUCAUGGGUUUAGUGGUGCAGGACCGGGUACCCAGCAAGGCAACCCAAGUGGCAGGUAGGGAGUUGUUUUUGAAGCUGCACUUGCAGAAAACAAGGGCUGCCUCUGCCUCUGGGAAGCCGCCAGUCUCCAACACUUUUGUGAGGCCCAACAUGCAAGAAUGCUUGCAGCAUUUCAAGCAGUGCUUCCUGCAGCAUGUGCCCAUGCCCCUGACCCCUCUGUCCCCUUUAACUAUGAAUUUACCUUCAACUGCCAAGCUUAAUGCCAUUAGAGCCUCUAUGAUCAAAAAGUGGAAUCUCAGAAGGGACGGAACCUUCCGAUGACGUUGGAGCAGCUCUGGCUUUGGGUCUCUGAUGGCAGACAAGCAUUAUGCUAUAGAAGGUCUGGGCAGCACUUAUAUGGAGCUGUACAGAUAGGAAAUCAUGUGUCUGGGAGCUGGAUUCUCCUUCCCAAUAAAGGAUUUUGUCAAAAAGUUGGCCGGAGUGUAUAAUGGAAGAGUAAACAGAAAGUUAGAGUAGAUGGGGGAAUGUUAGGAUGAUUGCCUUUCACAUCUACUGAUGUGGCAGUUAAGGGUCAUUUUGAGGCAAUGAAAGAGCCAGAGGGGGCUAGAUGGAAUAUAGGGACUAAAAAGUAAGGAAGAGAACAUGGAGAAAGGCCAGGGUAUGAAGGUGUGACUCAAAGGAUGGCUUGUGUUCUCGGAAUUCUUCACUGUCUAGACAUUAACCAAAAGGUUGAGUCCAGGGCAGAGUGAUAUAUAUGGCUGAAGGGCUCCGAAGGCAAUGUAGCAGAAAUGUUUUCAGUGCUGAUGAGCAAAUAUGAGAAAUGUGAUACAUUUGGACAGAAAAGGUCAGAGCGAAGGAUUUUAUUAACAUUGUUAAUAGGAUCGUGACUAUUCAGCCUAUCAUUCUACUUGCCAAAAUGCAGUUUGGUAUCUUCCCAUUGGAUUAGGGACUGCUUGACAUCCAGGGUGCCGAGGGAAAGGUUUUGGGAGGUGACAAAGAUAAGAUGGAAAGAGCUGUCUGGACUGCUGUGCUUGCUAUCAAAAAGUUAAAAACACCACAAAACAAGUGUUUUAUUUUGAGUAGAGAUGGGGAGUCGACUGGUCAUCCGGUGGUACAUUCAAGAAGAUUACAGAACACAAGUCAUGUUUGUGCUGGGUUUAGUGCAAAACAGAAAAAGCAAUUGGGACAAUGUUGUGGUGGUCUUCUCUGAUUUUAUUACAGGCGAGCAAAAAAAAAAGGGUGGUGAUUGCUUUUUAAAAAAAUUGUUCAGUUUAAUUUCAGAGCUGAUUUAUCAAAAUGCCAAUCUUCAUUUUCCGGAUUGUGACCUACACCCAGUUUACUGCCAAAUUUAAGUUGUUCUACAUGAGUUGUAUGUUGUGUAUCUCUAAACUUUGUAAAAAUGGGAGGGGGAAAUUAAGACAAAAUGGUAAAAGCCUUUUGCAGUCAGAAAAUUAAAAGUGGGUCCCAUGUUGCAGGUUGGAAUUCAAAGGUGGGUGCUAUACUUGAAAAACUGAAGACUCCUGUUGUAACUUAACUGAAGCUUGGGUGCCAGUAGUACAAGUUCUCUUUGGAGCUUGAUGGUCUUUACCCAUCUUGACCCAGCAGUUGGUUGUUGUUUUUUUAAAACAUUUCUUUUUAUCUUUGAGACCUGUUCCCUUAAGACUUUUAGGAGUGUGUAAGAAAUCCAUUUAUAAAUAAAUCAAAGUUCUUCAUGAAGAUAACCAAAA